Colletotrichum navitas is the source of this 478-nucleotide messenger RNA. RefSeq lists its product as uncharacterized. The coding region runs from base 99 to 389 and encodes 96 amino acids. The record is from RefSeq and is a predicted model, not a curated record. NCBI's taxonomy places the organism in Eukaryota, Fungi, Ascomycota, Sordariomycetes, Glomerellales, Glomerellaceae. The transcript has a single exon.
UUUGUUUUUACUUUUUUUUCUUGUAGUGUUGGUCAGGAAUAGGAGGAGUUACAUUGCAGUACGUACAUGAGUAGCUACGGCAAAGAUACCUUUUGAGUAUGCUUUUCUUUUCUUUUUUUGGAGUUUGGGGGCGGUGGAGGGCUGGCUGCAUUGGGAGUCAAGCAGAUGCGGAGUUGCAAAUGAAGGGAGAAAAAAUAAAUACGAAUACCAAUACAGCAGGCGUUUGUCCUCCACUCUCCUUAUUCCUUCCCAACUGCAGUUUACUCUCGGUACCACUGCCGAGCUACAUUGGCAAACGAUCGCUGCGCCAGCUCCGGCUAUGGAAUGUACAUCCAGUUGUGGCAGCGCCCAUGUCUCUCGUCUCCGGUUGGGAUGGACCGUUUUCCUGACAGCUCACUAGCUCCCGCAUGCAUGCGCAUGCCUGAGGAAGCAGUGUUGACCUACAAUCACCGCUGUAUGCACCACUUACCAUGUACAC